AGUUAAUGUUUUUAACAUGUUCGCGUACGUGUUAUAUUACUUCUAUUUUUACGACAUUCUUGGAUAAUAAUUUUUAGUUUGAUAAAACUUAAAUUAAAAGUAAAAAAAAAAAAUUUUAAAAAAAAUUACGCAAUAAAUAGUAUAACUAUGAUUACAACUCAACUUCUCGAAUACUAGUACACAUAUUAUGUUUAUUAAACCAGUUUGAAUACAAUUGCAGUGUGCGCGCCGGAGAUUCAAAUCGACCUAAUAUAAGUCAUCAAAUUCGACCGCGCACUUUGUACACGCUUUGAAAACGGUCGAACGUCGGAACAGCCGACGGACAACCGCGACGGGAAAAAGAUAAAAAAAACAGUGAUGAAUACCGACGACGAACAAUCCGCGGCGCUCGACGACGCGUCAAAGGUUCCGCGCGACGGUGACGCGCCCGGCGGCGCGGACACGGUCUGGUCGCGGGCCAAACGCGCGCUAAGCAGCGUCCACGUGGAACCGCUGGUGUGCUGCUACAUCGUGUCCCGGAUGCUCAUGUUGCUGGCCACGCAGAACCUGAGCCUGCAGAAGGCGUGCUCGGUGAACCUCCGGCUGGACGACGACACGUGCGCCGCACUUCUGGUCAAGUCCAAGACGAACGUCAGCACGCCGCUGAGCCGGAACGAAGUGGCCACCCAGCAGCUGGUGGCCGACAUGCUCCUGUGGCAACUGAUCGUCCAGAGCGCCGUGCCGUGCGCGCUGGCCGUGUUCGUCGGGUCCUGGAGCGACCGGCGCCGGAAGCGCGUGCCGUGCAUGCUGGUGCCCGUGGCCAGCGAGUUCGUGCACGCCGUAGGACUGGCGGGCUGCGUUUACUGGUUCCGCGAGCUACCCAUGGAGGUGGUCGGAGUCCUGGAGGCGGCGCCCACGGCUCUGACCGGCGGCCGGAUGGUGCUGUUCAACGCCAUGUUCAGCUACGUCGCCGACGUCACCCCCGAGGAAAUGAAGACUCUACGAAUCGGUAUUGUCAACUUACUAUCUACAGUAGGCAUGGCCAUCGGCACAGCGUUGUCUGGUAUAACAUUUCAGAAGCUGGGGUUCUAUGGUGUGUAUGGCUCGUCGUCGCUCCUAUGUAUACUAGCUCUCCUAUAUGGUCUGAUAUUCAUAAAAGAAGUGCCACCGCCGAACAAAUCGGACAAUAUGACGCAGGCACAAAAUAAUGGUCUAUUUAAUGGUUUUUUUAACGCAAAACACAUUCAAGAAGCAUUUAAAGUUACUUUCAAAGACGGUCCACAUAAUCGAAAACUCAGAAUAAUCAUGUUAAUGUGUAUUGCAUUUUUAAUCAUGGGACCUUUAAACGGUGAUCUUACGGUAUCGUAUUUGAAUACGCGUGCCCGAUUCAAUUGGAAUGAAGUAGAUUUCAGUGUGUUUUCAACUGUUUCUAUGGUCAUUAGUGUAGCAGGUACAGCAAUUUCCAUCGGAUUAUUAAGCCACAUACUUAAAAUCGACGACAGUUUAAUUGGAGUAAUGGCGUGUGCAGGUAAAAUCUUUGCCGGAAUAUGUUACGGUUUAGCGACAGAUGAAAAGAUAUACUAUUUAGGACCGUUAGUAGAUGUUAUGGGAGGCACAAUUUUCAUAACAGCUAGAUCAAUUAUGGCAAAAAUAGUCAAACCAGAUGAACUAGGACAAGUGACGGCUAUUUACAGCAUCGUCGAAUCGCUCGUUCCGAUUGUGUUUGGCCCACUAUAUACAGUGAUCUACAAAAAUACAGUUGACACAUUACCCGGAGCAUACAAUUUAAUAGGAUCGACUUUAGCCAUACCUGCGAUUUUAAUAUAUUUAUGGAUGUACAAAGAGAGCAAGCUAUCAAAGAAAAAUAAUGAUAUAUCUGUUAAAAUUGAAAAUGACAAACUUUGAAGCCUAAAAUAAUGCGAACCACGAGUAAUUCAAUUAUUCAUCGCAGAAAUUUGAAUGUGAUAAAGAUCAUCAACGUGGAAGUAUCAAGGAAAAAUCAGUUUUACGUAUUUUUUAUAGAAAGAAAAUAAAAAUAUGCUAUAAUAAUAAAAAUUAUAAUAAAUUUUCGUACUUGAAAGCCAAAUU
This is a messenger RNA of Melanaphis sacchari, 2067 nucleotides long. RefSeq lists its product as uncharacterized. The record is from RefSeq and is a predicted model, not a curated record. Bases 358 to 1884 code for a protein of 508 amino acids. Lineage: Eukaryota; Metazoa; Arthropoda; Insecta; Hemiptera; Aphididae. Gene Ontology annotation, biological process: transmembrane transport. Gene Ontology annotation, molecular function: transmembrane transporter activity. The transcript has 8 exons. Gene Ontology annotation, cellular component: membrane.